CCCAAGAGUACGACUGACCUGUAAAUAUCCGGAUAUCUGGAAAGCCUCCGAAAACUCAUGAAAUCACUGUGAGAGGGUCAAUUGAUACUGGGUGAAUAUGGCCUCGCUACUUUCUUCGAUCACGGGGCGGAAGACAGCUUCUUCACCGCAGAAAUCACCGUCGAAGGCAUCGUCUCGACCACCGCUUGUUGCUCGUGCUCUAUCACGGCGGACGACAUCGGGACUGUCUGAGACUCAAGAGCAGGACCGUGUUGUGCUUGACAUCGGCUGCCGGUACAUCCGGGCAGGGUUCAGUGGAGAGGCAACCCCAUUGGCCUCAGUACGCAUGGCGACAAAAGGCAUGAAAAGGCAUUGGGAAGGUGGACGGAAGACAUGCAAUCCUGUGUGUAUGCUUGAAGGGGAAGUUGGGACGCUAUGGGGACUGGAUGUACGGGAUUGCGACACGGGAGUGCUCGACGAUACACUGGAAUUGUACCUCCGGCAAAUAUACCAAAGAUACCUCCUCGUCGACAGCAAAACCAAGAAAGUCAUCCUGACCGAAUCACCGCUAACGCCAAUACACAUCAAAAUGGCAAUGGCACGAAUACUGUUCACCUACUUCCAAAUCCCCUCAAUAACCUUCAUAUCCUCGCCAACCGCAGCCUGCGUCGCUUCCGGCGUCCGUAACGGGUUUGUGAUAGAUAUCGGAUGGCAGCAGACUAUCAUUACCCCGGUCUACGAUUUGCGACCAUUGACACCGUUUAUCGUCCGUACAGGUAUAGCAGGUAAUCGUCUCCAUAGACGUGUCGAAUACCUCCUCCGAAACUAUGGGUUUCCCCCACUACCGCCAAACUCUCGAGCCGAAGACACUGAAGACUUCUGCCAACGCGGCUUAAUCUGCCUUCCCACGACACGAAUUCCGUCACCCAAAACCACCGCAGACGAAGAUUUCCGAUCAACAUAUGACAGCGAUACCCGUACCUCUGACGUCGAAUGGACUGCACCGACGACUGGAGAGCGCCACAUGAUUCCCGGCUGGAUCCGGGAUGCGGCGGUCGAGAUCUUCUUCGAGGGUGCGGAGGACGAGUAUCAGGAUAAUGAUGCGAGGUCACUACCCCAAGCCGUGACGCAUUCUCUCCGGAAAUGCUCGAGGGACAUUCGUGCGCAGGUUACGCGGAACGUCAUCCUCACAGGCGGCUGCUCCAAUAUCCCUGGUAUCCGUACCCGUAUCCGAUCCAUCGUCCAAUCCUCACUCUCCAAAAUAACUGGAUCGGCGGAUGCCGGGGAGAGGGUGAGGGUACUCGAGACUCCGAAUGAAGCGGCAUGGGUUGGUGCUAGUUUGUUGGGGAGUAUGCGGGUACAGGGAUUAUUUGAGAUUACGAGGGGUGAGUGGUAUGAGGGUGUUGGUGUGCCGGACUGGACGCAGUUUAGGGAGAUUGUGGGGGUGGAGGCGGAGGCGAAGGGAUGA
This is a messenger RNA of Saitoella complicata NRRL Y-17804, 1447 nucleotides long. RefSeq names its product actin-like ATPase domain-containing protein. Gene Ontology annotation, biological process: microtubule-based movement. The record is from RefSeq and is a predicted model, not a curated record. The transcript is spliced from 2 exons. Bases 98 to 1447 code for a protein of 449 amino acids. Lineage: Eukaryota; Fungi; Ascomycota; Saitoellomycetes; Saitoellales; Saitoellaceae.